AUGUACACAAUUGCACCACGAGUGGGAUCACGGUGCCAGUAUGUGUGUGCGUCAUGUCUGAAUGCUACAAUCCGGAGGGGUGAAAAUGCUUCACCUCGUUUGUUGCGACAGAGCAGCACUGUAGCAGCAGCCACCCACAAUGCCGAAAAUGAAUCUCCAAAAGCCGAGUCGACAGGCCCACGUUCCUUGGAUUCUUGGCUACAGAAGGCUGCGAAGAAAAGCCCCGGAUCAGCCCAAGCAGACCAGGCCGACAAAAUAGCGACACCCCUGAAGCCGAUAACGAAAGGGCGAUCCAAAUCAGCUCUAGCAGACAAGGCCCACGAAACAGCGGUUACAUUGGGGCCAUCUAGCUCUGGCAAAGGAGCGCAGACCAUAACGAAGAAGCGGUCUAAAGGAGGCCGAGUAGACCCUGAAGACCAAACAGCGGAACCCUUACAGACAUCGAGCUCCAACAAGGGUCUCCCUGGCACAGAUGGGAAACCCCCGCCAAGUGCCAGCAAGAAGCGGAGACGAAAGAAACGCAGGCAGGCCUUAAAUGAUAUAUCUCCGCCUUCGUCUUCGGAUAUUGGGUCUUCAGGAGCAAAGGGGGGCAUAUCAUUAGCACGACUUGUUCCGUCAACAACGAGGAAGGUCUUUCGGACUAGGCAAUCACCAACAGUCAGAAUCUCUUGGACCCAAUCAUCACACCCUGUCACACGGCGGGUUCUAAGCUCGGUGCCAAUACGUCCCGCUCGCACCCCGCAUGUUACGAGGGUUCCUGGGCGACAGACCAAGCGAAGAGGACAACUUUUAACCUAUCUUUAUUCCAUUACUAGCUCCUCCGCCAAUCGGGUUGCGAAGAGGGUGCUUAUGAAAGUCUUGGAGGAAAAGAAAUUGCUGACCAAGCGCGGCCUCAAGAUAGCACAGGGGGAUGGGGAUAUAUUUAAAGAUGCUGCUCGCGAGGAGCUUGAAAAGGCAGAUAAGACUCUAGCUACGACUUUGCUUAGCACGUACGAAAACCUAGAAUCGGCCCUGGAAAACUCAAGGCCAGAAGCAACAGAUGCUGUGUUUAAACCACUAAAGGAAGGGGAAGGCUACAGUUCUGGAAGCGUCCAUGCACAGGCGCUAAAGUUGGUUCCAGUUGAGAAACCUCAGCCACCUGUGCCUGGCCUUGUUUGCGGCCUUGAAAGAGUCCUCUUCAACCAGGGAGUAUAUCGACUUCGGGACCCCCAUACCCGCAUCUACAAUUUUGACCCGUAUUUGGAAUCCAUAACACCGGUGAAAGAAUUCGACUACAACGCGCUGAAAGAAUACAUCACUUCUUCCCGCGACAAAACAUUGAUUGAUACAGCAGUUGCCGAGGGCAGCAAAUACACUGGGUCAACAUCUAGCAUGACCUCAGCUUUGGCACACUUCCACUACCUGCUAUCAAAAUGGCGGCCUGUCAAUCAUGAUCAACUAUCACGAGGCUUCCCAAGCCCCUUAAACUCGUUCACUGCCAUUCAACGAGCGCCUGCUUCUAUAUUCCUGCGCCGUCGAGAUGGUGUCUACGCUAUUGAUGCGAACAAAGGGUUUGACACAUCCAACGUACUCCAAUGGCUUGGGAAAUCAAUGGAGAAGUUCUUAACUUCGGAUAAGGAAGAAUAUAUAAAGUACCGAAAGGAAAAUUCGCAUGCUCUUACGGAUAAUGACAAAAACAGCCCCGAGUCAUAUCACUAUACAACCUUUGGCGACUUCCUUAUGCGCUCGCAGCUCGAUGCCCACGAUCCCCGUUUACCCGGGACAGGCAUGUACGAUCUUAAGACCCGAGCUGUCAUCUCUAUUCGCAGAGACGCUACGGAUUAUGAGGAAGGGUUGGGCUACGAGAUCACAAAUCGGUACGGUGAAUAUGACUCGUAUGAGCGUGAGUUCUAUGACAUGUCCCGCUCUGCCUUCUUGAAAUACUCUCUUCAAGUCCGCAUGGGUCGCAUGGACGGCAUCUUCGUUGCCUUCCAUAACACGGAGAGGAUAUUUGGCUUCCAGUAUCUCCCCCUGCCGGAGAUAGACCAGUCUCUUCAUGGAUCUACCAAUACUACACUGGGAGACUUUGAAUUUAAAGUCAGCCUGGAGCUCUUGAACAAAGUGCUGGACCGCGCAACCGAGAAAUUUCCAGGGGAGCCUUUGGAAGUACAAUUCGAGACAAGGCCGAAGAAUGCUACCAACGGCGACUGUUUCAUGUAUAUUUUCGCCCGCCCCGUCGCUGAAGAGGACAUUCAAGGUAUCCAGGAGGCCAAUAUCAAGCAAAUCCAAGAAUAUGAGAGGCGAGUGAUUGGCCUUGAUGCAGAUGGGCAAGAAGCGGUCCUCCGCGCCGCAAUUAAAGACGCCGCAGAGGCUGUAAAUGCCGACGACCAAAAUGAAAUACUCGAGGCCGCCUUCAACCAUCUCGACGAGUCAGCGUCCGUAGAGACUAUCCGCAAUGCCUUCGGCAAAGUCGAAAAGGGCACACCGGUUGAGAUGGCUGUGAACAAGAUGCUGGAUCUCAUGGCUGCCCGUGCUGAAAGGGAGGAUGCAGAGGCCAUGGCCAGUGAUGCCAACGAGGCUGUUGCUGAAUCUUCAGGUGAAAAUGCGGAUACAGCAGCAGCGGAUGAGGCGCCGGACUGGAAUGCCCCAAUCGAAAACGACGUUGAGAGUUUCGUGGGCCGUUUGGCGGUAUUCAAAUUGAACAUCCGUAACUUUGUCAACGGUCACGAGGUGGUUCGUCCCGACAAUCUGAACGCUACCCACAACUGGGAGGUGAAGUAUAGCCUUGAAGAGAUGGCUGGCAAAAUAGAGACAUUGUACGCAGCGAGCGUGAGGCGUAGGAAGGAGUCGCUGGGUAAAUCCGAUGUUUCGUCGUACAUGAGCGAAAGAUAUGGGAACAUACAGGAUAAUGUGAGCAGGGGAAAGGAGUAUAGGAAGGAAAUGGACAGGCUGGACGAGGAGCAUGGAGUUAAGGUGUAUGAUAAGCAGGAGUUUUGGGAUUUCGAAAGCCUAGAGAAGAGAGAGGAAAAUGUGAGAAAGGAUAUCCAGGAAGAGGUUGAAGAGCUAAAGAGCUUGAAGGAGGGAAAAGAACAGGCUGUUAAGGUGUAA
This is a messenger RNA of Pseudogymnoascus destructans, 3087 nucleotides long. RefSeq lists its product as uncharacterized. The coding region runs from base 1 to 3087 and encodes 1028 amino acids. Gene Ontology annotation, cellular component: mitochondrion; mitochondrial envelope. The transcript has a single exon. The record is from RefSeq and is a predicted model, not a curated record. Gene Ontology annotation, biological process: mitochondrial RNA 5'-end processing. Lineage: Eukaryota; Fungi; Ascomycota; Leotiomycetes; Thelebolales; Thelebolaceae.